Molecule: messenger RNA, 765 nt
Organism: Schizophyllum commune H4-8
Lineage: Eukaryota; Fungi; Basidiomycota; Agaricomycetes; Agaricales; Schizophyllaceae
Product: haloacid dehalogenase
Exons: 7
Coding region: 1-765 (254 amino acids)
Molecular function (GO): hydrolase activity, acting on halide bonds, in C-halide compounds
Source: RefSeq, a predicted model, not a curated record
AUGGACGACGUGGAGGUUCUGCUGUUUGAUGUCUUUGGCACUAUCGUCGACUGGUACGGCACGAUCAAGGCAGAGUUGGCGCGGACGGGCGAGGUGUAUGGUCCUUCGGGCUCGGAAAACUGGCACUCCUUCGCCAUGGAGUGGAGGUGGAAGUAUGAUGAGAAGACCUCAAAUUCGUCGGCGGGCUCAACAGAGACAAGAUUGCUGCCAGUGAUUCUGAACGAGAUGCAACGAAAGCACCUAGACGAGAUCCUCGACACACCACAAUACGCUCACAUAGGCAAAUGCUGGAACAAAGAUGUGCGGGACAAGCUGAACGGCGUAUGGCAUAGGUUGGACGGCUGGCCGGACUCGAGCCCGGGAUUAUAUGCUUUGAAGAAGGACUACAUAAUCGCAACGCUGUCUAACGGCAAUGUGCGAUUGUUGGUCGACAUGGCCAAGCACGCCGACCUACCAUGGGACGCUGUCUUCUCCGGGGAUAUAUUCGGGUCGUACAAACCGAGCCCCAGGGUCUACCUCGGCGCUCUCAAGUUGUUUUCCGUGCCGCCCGAGCGCUGCGCUAUGGUCGCCAUGCAUAUCGAAGACCUCAGAGGGGCGGCGAAGAAUGGGUUGAAGACGAUUUACGUUCGCAGGCCUGAGGCCAAUGAGCCGAUUGCUGAGCCAGAGGUUGUGACGACCAAGGCAGAGGGCGGAGAGGUGGAUGUGGUGGUAGACUCGCUGGUGGAGUUGGCAGGUAUGUUAAGGAAGAUCAGGGAGGGUGUAUGA